UGACUCUGCGGGAUGGGAUGGUCGUGCCAGAUAACGAGGACGAUACGCUGAUCAGCGAGAUUUACCCUCAGAUCUCGCAUCUCGAUGUCGACGCGAGGAACUACGACGAGUGGUUUUCACAGCGCACAAUACUCGCUGCUCGCAACGACACGGUCUCCGAGAUCAACAGCGCCAUUCUGGACAAGUUUCCCGGCCGCGCGCGAACCUUCAAUGGCGUCGACUCGGUCAUUCAGGAA
Molecule: messenger RNA, 236 nt
Organism: Schizophyllum commune H4-8
Lineage: Eukaryota; Fungi; Basidiomycota; Agaricomycetes; Agaricales; Schizophyllaceae
Exons: 1
Source: RefSeq, a predicted model, not a curated record